AUGGAGUUGGCAACUACAAAAUCAUUGAAGUCUGAGCAAUCAAGGCGCAAGAAGAUUGCAGCAAAGAAAAAAGAAAUAAAAUUGUGGAUGUCAACUAACGAUGUUUCUGUAAUGUCAAGUAAUGGGGUCUCUCUGAAUAUGAGAAAAAGAAUCAAGAAAUACAUCAAACAACACCACAUUGUGGAGAAGGACAUAAAGGCCGAUGUAGAUCUGAAAUAUUUUCUAGAUGAUAAUCGUUUUGCCACUGAUCGUAUCAGAGAGCCUCUGUGGGAGUAUCUGGUCAAGAAUGCAGCAGUAAAAAGUGUACCCAUGCUUAAAAGGAUGGAUCAAAGCGGAUGGAAAAGAUUGUACGGAUAUAUGAAGCCGGUGAUCUACAAAGAGAAAGAGGACAUUGUAGAAAAGGCAGGAGAAAAGCUUGUUCAGAUGAUCUUCAUAAUACAAGGUGAAUUUGAGUGCACCAACACAAUGCUCACCCACCCUAAUCAUCUAAAGAAAGGUAAAUGUUAUGGAUCAAUACAAAUUCAAAACUGGGCAGCAAGGAACUACAUGAGGUCUUAUUAUGACCCUCUUCCUACUUCCACCGGACGGGUCAGAUGUCAAACAAAAGUUGAAGCCUUUGCACUCCGGGCCUUGGACUUCUUACGUUUUGUCCAGCAGAAUUUGAACCACUUUGUGCAGUUGAAAAAGUUGGCAGCGGCCGACGACAUCAGUACUCCUCAUCAGACACACAACCAGGAUGAUCAACAUUCUGUGGAGUCAUGGGAAUGUCCUAAGAGUGGCCUGGUGAAACUCAUGUUGACGUGA
Rosa rugosa (rugosa rose) is the source of this 804-nucleotide messenger RNA. Its product is annotated as cyclic nucleotide-gated ion channel 1-like. The transcript is spliced from 3 exons. The record is from RefSeq and is a predicted model, not a curated record. NCBI's taxonomy places the organism in Eukaryota, Viridiplantae, Streptophyta, Magnoliopsida, Rosales, Rosaceae. The coding region runs from base 1 to 804 and encodes 267 amino acids.